Molecule: messenger RNA, 2712 nt
Organism: Lachancea nothofagi CBS 11611
Lineage: Eukaryota; Fungi; Ascomycota; Saccharomycetes; Saccharomycetales; Saccharomycetaceae
Source: the annotation of a GenBank genome assembly
AUGGGUAAUAUCAAUAACGGCAUCGGGAGGCGGCGUGUGAAACGAAAUAACGUAGGCGAUGAAGUUAUUGCAGGCCGAUUAAAGCAAAGUGGCUUGGAUGUGGGACAGAAAAGUGACCCAGAAUUGAAGGAUAGUCCAACGAGCAAUGAGGAAGAUCAAAGUGCUUCAAAGGAUAGACAACCCCAGCCGGACAUGGAUAAUCUUAGGGUAUUAGCCAGACAGAGUUAUUUAAAUAAGCGAGAAGAGCUCAAGCUACAAGUUCUAAUUGAGGAAUUGGCUCACUUGGAAGGCGAUAUUAAAACUCACGGGUGGAACUCGUUGAGUAAAUCUGAACAAGACGAAGUUGAACUCAAACGAGAGUUGGUAGCCUUGGUUCAACAGCGGGAUAAAAACAAUGAUGAAGGUUUUCAGUUCCAAGACGAUUACAUCGAUCAGGAGGGACGAGAGGAUUCUAACCGCAAACGACAGCUUUUGCAGCGAAAGUAUGCUCCUCAGACUGAGAACAAAAGCCGACAGCAGCUCUGGGAAAAUCAACAGCUUAGAAAUGCUGUACAGAGUACAAAAGGGGAAGUUGGUGUGGAUGACAUUCAUGUAGAGGGCGGCCAGGACUACGAAUUUGUCUUUGAUGAUGAAGCGAUUAUUGAGUUUACGGGAGACUCAAAUGAGGAUGUGCUUCCUGAAUUGGAAUCGGAGUACGACCAAAAGUUGAUAAAUGAAUUGGACAGAGAGCAGGCCCGACUACAAACAAUUCAAGAAACUCGCCAAAGCUUACCUGUCUACCGAUUCCGGGACUCGCUUCUUAGCGCUAUCAAAGAAAAUCAGGUUAUGAUAAUAGUGGGUGAAACAGGUUCUGGUAAAACUACUCAAUUACCACAGUACCUGGUCGAGGACGGAUACACCAAAAAUGGUAAGUUUCAAAUUGCUUGCACUCAACCGCGUCGUGUUGCAGCAACAUCCGUAGCCACCAGAGUAGCAGAUGAGAUGAAUGUCGUUUUGGGAAAAGAGGUUGGGUAUUCUAUUCGGUUUGAUGAUAAGACUACCCCCGAGAAGACCAUUCUGAAAUACAUGACUGAUGGUAUGCUUUUACGGGAGUUCAUGGCAGAUCCGGAACUCAAGAAAUACGCCUGUAUUAUUAUAGAUGAAGCUCACGAGAGAACGCUGGCUACAGAUGUGCUACUAGGAUUGCUAAAAGACAUCCUACCGCACCGCAAGGAUUUGAAGCUUCUGAUUUCGUCGGCUACAAUGAACGCAGCAAAAUUUGCAGAUUUCUUUUAUGACGCUCCCAUUUUCAAUGUGCCAGGUAGAAGAUUCCCUGUUGAUAUCCAUUACACGCUUCAACCUGAGGCUAAUUACUUGAAUGCGGCCAUUACCACAAUUUUUCAAAUACAUACAACGCAGGCGCUUCCUGGGGACAUUUUGGUGUUCCUCACAGGUCAAGAAGAGAUCGAGGCUGCUCAACAGAGCUUAGAAGAGAUUGCACAUGUUCUGGGCUCCAAGAUCAAACCCAUGAUAAUUGCUCCUAUAUAUGCUAAUCUGCCUCAGGAACAGCAGUCUAAAAUCUUCGAUAAGACUCCGAAAGAUUGCCGAAAGGUCGUUCUGGCUACAAAUAUUGCAGAAACUUCUUUAACCAUUGAUGGAAUAAAAUAUGUUAUCGAUCCCGGGUUUGUAAAAGAGAACUCUUUCGUGGCAGCUACAGGAAUGUCGCAGCUAUUAACCGUGCCUUGUUCACGGGCAUCUGUUGAUCAGCGUGCUGGACGUGCAGGCCGUGUGGGGCCUGGGAAAUGUUUCCGCAUAUUUACCAAAUGGUCGUAUUUCAACGAACUAGAUCCUCUGCCGAAGCCAGAGAUACUGCGGACUAACUUAUCGCAAGUCGUGCUAUUACUUCUUUCACUAGGAGUCACGGACCUCAUCGAUUUUCCCUUAUUAGAUAAACCCAGCAUACCCGCGCUUAGCAAAGCUUUAGAGAAUCUAUACGUGUUAGGAGCACUGAAUAGCAAAGGCGCCAUCACAAGGCUUGGAAGAAUGAUGUGUGAAUUUCCUUGUGAGCCAGACUUUGGUAAAGUUAUGCAUACGGCAGCCACUCACGGCAGCUGCAAAGGAGUAUUGGAAGAGGUGAUCACAAUAAUCGCAAUGCUUCACGAAACGGCAUCCAUAUUCGCUCAAGGAAAAGCUGAUCGCGAAGGGAAUAAAAGUAGUGUUGUGGGCAAAGUAUCCAGUGAUCACAUCCUUUAUUUGGAGACAUUCAAUAGUUGGAAAGACAUGAAUUACUCCAGAUCGUGGUGUUUCGAUCACAAAGUUCAGUACAAAACUUUGGUGCGGGUUCGUAAUAUUCGAGAUCAAUUGUGGAAAUGUUGUGACAAACUGGGAUUGGUGGCACUCAAUGAACAAGCAGUUGAGCAAUUAAAUGGCGACGACAAUGCAGAACCUCGCAUUGUAAAAAGUUUCAUUUCUGGCUUUCCGUCAAACAUUGCAAAGCUAGGCGCUUCAGGAUAUCAUACAAUGGGUGCACAACAAGGUGGAGUUAACGUAAGUGUGCAUCCAACAAGCAUAGUUUUUCAGAGCUUGAGGAAGGAUAUGGUUAAACCCACGCGAUUUAUACUCUAUCAAAGGUUAGUUUUGACAUCUAAGGAGUUCAUGAGAGACUGUUUGCCAAUACCGCGCGAGGAGUGGCUACAUGAAAUGGUCCCCCAUUAUUUCAAAGCUAAAAGUUAA